AAAAUUUUAUCUUUAAAAAAAAAACAAUUUUGAUUAAUUCCCAAAUUGGAUUUUUGUCUGAAUAUAUACAAUCAAUUGUUGUGAUUCUCCAAUAUGAACAGCACCGCCACCUCUUCCACCACCCACCACCAGUUCCAAAAACCAAAUAUAGAACACAAAGCUAUAAACUUUCUUCUUCUAAUUUACCGACCUUUUCAAAGAUCUUUGCUUUGAUUCAUCUUUGCUGCACCCUUUUUUUUUUUUUUGUUUUCAAGCAAAUUACCCUACUUUUUUUGUUGCAGAAUGAGAUUAUCGUCUUUGUGAUUGGAUAAUUGCAUAUCAAAUCGAGAACAAGCCCAUCAUGUCUGAGGGUGUUGUUUGAAAUGAUGAUGGUUUGCAGCCUAGAUUUCAAAAAACCGUAUGCCGCGUGGAAGACCUCCUAUAAUGGAUCUGAAAACAGCUUAUGAUGUUGAACUCAGUGGAUCUAGAAUUCAGCAUGAACUAUGGCCAUUAGAUGAAAUUGAUCCGAGGAAAGCAAAGUUUCCUUGCUGUCUGGUUUGGACCCCACUCCCAGUUGUCUCAUGGUUGGCACCUUUCAUUGGCCAUGUUGGCAUUUGCCGAGAAGCUGGCGCGAUUUUGGACUUUUCAGGAUCAUAUUUUGUGAAUGUCGAGGAUUUUGCUUUUGGUGCUGCAGCUCGAUACGUUCAACUCGAUAGAGAAAAGUGCUGCUUUCCUCCCAACCUGGCAGGUCACAAAUGCAAGCACGGGUAUCAGCAUGAAGAGUUUGGGACUGCACUCACAUGGGAUGAUGCCUUGCAGUUGAGCAUGCGUCACUUUGAGCACAAGAGCUACAACCUCUUCACAUGCAACUCUUACUCAUUUGUAGCCAAUUGUCUCAACCGGCUCUGCUACGAAGGAUCAAUGGAUUGGAACAUGAUAACUGUGGCAGCUCUAAUACUGUUCAAGGGGCAGUGGGUCAAUAGCAUGUCGGUAAUAAGAUCAUUCCUCCCUUUCACAGUGGUGCUAUGCCUCGGGUUACUACUCGUCGGAUGGCCAUUCUUGGUUGGACUUUUCUCGUUCUCUCUCCUACUCUUUGGGUGGUUUCUGUUGGGUACUUACUGUGUCAAAACCUUGUUGGAAAGCUAGAGUUACUCUCUUCUUUUUUUUCAUUGAAGUUGAAUUUUUGUUAGUUGAAAGAUGCAUGGAUUGUUGGUACAGGUUGGUGUGUUCUUUCAAAACCCUAGGUUGUCAAUACCGGACAGACAUCGGCCGAAGAUUCUACCCGAACCGGCUGAUUGUCGAAAGAUAUAAAGUUGUCCCUCCCUCAUGAAACUGAAUUGUAGAUUUGCUUCAUUAAAGGGAAAUAGAACUUUUUAUUACAA
This is a messenger RNA of Gossypium raimondii (Peruvian cotton), 1361 nucleotides long. Its product is annotated as protein REVERSION-TO-ETHYLENE SENSITIVITY1. Gene Ontology annotation, cellular component: Golgi apparatus; endoplasmic reticulum. Gene Ontology annotation, biological process: regulation of ethylene-activated signaling pathway; response to ethylene. NCBI's taxonomy places the organism in Eukaryota, Viridiplantae, Streptophyta, Magnoliopsida, Malvales, Malvaceae. Bases 400 to 1125 code for a protein of 241 amino acids. The record is from RefSeq and is a predicted model, not a curated record. The transcript is spliced from 3 exons.